This is a messenger RNA of Xiphophorus hellerii (green swordtail), 1902 nucleotides long. Its product is annotated as homeobox protein Hox-A7. Gene Ontology annotation, molecular function: RNA polymerase II cis-regulatory region sequence-specific DNA binding; DNA-binding transcription factor activity, RNA polymerase II-specific. The transcript has 2 exons. Gene Ontology annotation, biological process: anterior/posterior pattern specification; regulation of transcription by RNA polymerase II. Lineage: Eukaryota; Metazoa; Chordata; Actinopteri; Cyprinodontiformes; Poeciliidae. The record is from RefSeq and is a predicted model, not a curated record. Gene Ontology annotation, cellular component: nucleus. The coding region runs from base 757 to 1407 and encodes 216 amino acids.
AAUUACAUAUCUGACUCAAGCGUGUGUGUUAAAUUCAAAGACAAAAUUGUUUAAGUUAAAGUUGAAUUACAUCUUCAGCUUCAGUGAUAUUAAUACAGAACAUAAAUAGAGAUGUAUUUGCAUAAAAUGGAGUUUAUCACCAAGUCACUUAACUGAUUCGUUUAAAAUACUCGCAAAAGAUUCAAAACACGUUCAUUAUUUCAAAACACGUUCACCAUUAUUUCGUUACAUUUUUACAUGUUCAGUAGUUAAUCUAGUGUAAGGUGUUAAAAAGGAGUAAACGAGCAGUCUCACUGUUAAUAUACCAACGCCGCCUAUUAUUGCAUUUAUUAGAAUAGUUACACGCCAUUAGAUGUAGGUAAAAGUAUUAAAACGAACAAAAAAUAAUGCAUUUCCAGUUUCUUGGUGAGGAAGGAGGGAAGCGACAUGAUGCUGUUAUGACUGUAACUGCAUCUAAAGAUCAUUUAGAUUGCGAGAAUUUCUCUGCAGCGUGUUUAUUCGACUCUACGUGUUUAUGUGUGUGAGGUGUUGAUCCCGCUCCGUGGUCCGGUGCCAUCGCGACAUCCACGCCUCUGCUGAUUGGAUGAGAGCAACCGGGCCUUAGUCACAUGGCUGAGUUCUUUAGUCCAGAGCAAAAAUGGGGUUUGGUGUAAAUCUAGGGUGUAUUGCUGUCAUAUAUCACGCUACCUCGUAAAAACGACACUGAGGAUUCUGGGCCAACAAAUCAGAGCGGGGGUGAAAAAAGGGAAAAAAAUUAUGAGUUCUUAUUAUGUGGACAGUCUCCUUUGCAAAUCUGCGCCGGGUAGUUCUCUGUUUCCGAUCGUCGAGCGAGCGUCUUGUGGCAUUGGACCUGGAGGGGAGAACAGUCGGACUGCGGCCGUCACGUUUACGCCAUCCCUCCCUGGAGUUUACAGCGUCAGUAACGCAGCCUACCAGAGUCUGAACCCCGUGUUUAUCGCAGGAUGUGGCCUGGGACGGGACAUACACACUCAGGACUGCAGCAGCCCGCUUGAUCAGGGCCGCCUGUUCAGCGGGAGCUGCUGUCAUCCGGGACCGGGACCCCUCACCUCGCCUCCGGACAAACAGUACCGUAUGUACCCUUGGAUGAGGGCAUCGGAUCCAACCCGAAAGCGGGGCCGGCAGACCUAUUCCCGGCACCAGACCCUGGAGCUGGAGAAGGAGUUCCACUUCAACCGGUACCUGACCCGCAGGCGGAGGGUCGAGAUCGCCCAUGCCCUCAGCCUCUCCGAGAGACAGAUCAAAAUCUGGUUCCAGAACCGCAGAAUGAAGUGGAAGAAGGACCACAAGGAAGAGUCCAACCACGAGGAGAUGAAACAGGGCGACGAUCACACCGAAUCCGCAGAUGGAGAACCCGGCAGCGCAGACCCGGUGGAGCCUAAACAUUAAAGACGGAGAUAGAGAGAAUUAAAUAAUAUUACAUAUGUUUAGGGACAAUAAGGGACAUGUUUCUUCACUUUUCAAGCGUGCACAUAUUCGAGUGUUUGAGUUUCAAAAAUGAUUGUGUGAUUUCUGCUGCUUUGCAUUUUAAAUACUGAACAGCUAAGGGAAAUAAAUAUUUCAACUUUAUUUUUAGCUAUGUUUUUGUAUAUAGCUAUAUCAACACAAAUGAUCAUGCAUGUGACUGAUUACUACUGAACGAACAUUCCGUUGAACGAAAACUACCUAACAUGUUCCCUUUUAUACAUCGAGCUUUCGCAGAUUGAAAUUAAAUCAGGAUAUUUUCUAAGCGAACGGAUGUCAAUUUCUUUUGAUGAUAGCACAGACAUUGUCUCCUCCCGGGAAUUGGCCUUGUUUCGAGACGGAUGUGUGCUUUAAUUAAAUAAAAGUUCAUCACUUAAUGGAAAUUUAGGUGUCCUGAUCAAUAAAUCUGAAUAUUCACGA